ACGUGCCGUCGCAGCACAUCUCAACUGCGAACGCAUCGCACAUCUCCCUGCGGCGACCGACCGUCACGUAGUUAGACCCGUGUGCGCCGCAAGCUGCCAGCCCUCCCUAUAUCCUCUCUUCCCUCUCCGCUCUCGGGUUUCUUCACCAUUAGAUCCCACCGAUUCCACGCUCCACUGAUCCUGCUGGUCCGGCGGCUCGCCGCUACCGAUUGAACACCCCAAUUCGGCCCCCUCCAUUCGGUCGAAUUGGGAGGUUCUUUGGAAGCGCAUCCACCCACGAAUCGAGGAUUGGAGCUUUCUUGCAGUUGCAUUUAGGAAUCAUGAAUAAUUUGUUGCAAGACUGAAACGGGUGUUGAGGUAACUACUGGAGGAAUUUGUUAUUAUGGCCAAUGCCCUGAUUCUGUCCGGGGCUUAUGAGCUUGCUGAAUAUCUGAAGCACAAGUAACCAUGGAUAGAAAAGUCGGAGUGGUUUUAGUCUGCCUGCUCUUCCUACUCAUUGGGGAAGUUUCGGCGGUUGCCCAGACCGAGGUUGGUCAUGUGCGUGUAACACAGGAGGCACCAGAUCUGAAGCUAGAGGAUGCUGGUAGACAUGAUGUGUCCCAAAGUGGAAGGGUGUCGGUGUAUGUUGUUGCAUGGUCCACGCUUGCGAUGGCUGCAGCAACAGGGCUGGGAGCAGUUCCCUUCUUUUUCCUGGAGCUAGAGGCCCAAUGGGCGGGCCUUUGCAAUGGGUUGGCAGCUGGGGUGAUGUUGGCAGCAAGUUUUGAUCUUGUGCAGGAAGGGCAGAUGUAUGGCAGUGGGAGUUGGGUUGUUUUUGGGAUUUUGAGUGGAGGGAUCUUUAUUUGGCUUUGCAAGAAGAUUCUUGAGCAACAUGGAGAAGUAAGUAUGUUGGAUAUAAAAGGUGCAGAUGCAAGUAAAGUUAUUCUUGUUGUUGGAAUAAUGACACUCCAUUCUUUUGGCGAGGGUUCUGGUGUUGGUGUUUCCUUUGUUGGGUCAAAAGGAUUAUCUCAAGGUCUUUUAGUUACUAUAGCUAUAGCAGUGCACAACAUACCUGAAGGCCUGGCUGUAAGCAUGGUACUAUCAUCUAGGGGUGUCUCCCCACAAAAAGCAAUGUUAUGGAGUAUCAUAACAUCUUUACCACAGGCAGGACUCAUUUUCGUGCACCAGCAGUACAUAAGUUGGGACGUCAAGAAAGCCGCAAGCACUGUUGCAGGCAACAUUUACAACCCAGCGCUUCUGUUGGCUGGCGGGCUAGACAUACCCCAUCGCGAUAAGCUGAAUGCAAUACCUCAUUUUCCACUCCACCUUAUCUUACACGAUAUUAAUUUCGGCACACACCCCACACUCAAACUUGAAGGUCCAGGGUGCAUGAUAUGGAUUGUUAUUGCAGAGGUUCUUCCUGAUGCUUUUAAGGAAGCGACUCCAUCUCAAGUAGCCUCUGCUGGAACACUUGCUGUUGCUUUUAUGGAAACAUUAAGUACCGUGCUUCAGGGAUUCACGGAUGGCCACGGCUUGGAAGAUACAUCAGGCUUUUUGGUAUCACUUGUAUUUGGUCUUGGUCCACUUUUUGGAGGAAUUAUACUUGUCGCGUUCUCGCUUGCCUUCAACAUGCCACACCCUCUUCUUACUGGUGUAGCAUCUGGCAUUGCCUUCCGUCUUGCUUCAUGGAGGCCAUUGCAACUUGUGAUGUCCUUAAAGAUGGGUCUCUUCACCACCUUGUUCCUCCUGCUAGGAGGUUCCGUCUUCUACCAUCUCGUGGAAGCAAGCAUCCUUAUGGUUGCUAAACACAAGAAAUCAUCCGUCAAUGUCAUUACAUCUUCCAGCGGGCUCUCUCUUAGUGUCCUCACACAGCAAUCGCUCCUUGCUUGCGGUUGCGUCUUCCUUCACGCCUACGCCGAAGGGCUUGCACUUGGUGUGGCGGCACGCAAGGCAUCUGGUCUAGGCCGCUACAUGGUUCUUCCAGUCUCUCUUCACGGCCUACCACGGGGUGCUGCUGUUGCUAGUUGUGUAUAUGGUGCCACUGAUAGCUGGCGAGGAGCCUUGGCAGCUGCAGCUCUGACCGGGUUUGCGGGACCAAGCGCGGCCAUUGGUGCAAUCCUUGCGAAGAUUGGCUAUGAUGGACUGGACUAUUGGAUGGUGAUUGCAUGCGGGGCUUUGAUCCCGAGCUUUGGCCGUGUCUUCAGACGCUCGCUGCGGCUGGACGCGAGGAACAGCGUCUGCGGGCUCCUGAUAGGUUUUGGUUUUGCUUGGGUGUGCUUGAUGUCCACCAGAUUCAUCUGCUUGCACACCCCUUACUGCAAUUCAGCUCCAGAAGCGGUCACAUGAUGUGUUCCUGUCAGAUAGUCACAUGUAACAUCAAUGUAACGAUAAUACUGAAAUUAUAAGAGGGAUAUCCUUUCCUUGUAUGAACAAAGUGAUGAAAGGGAAACGAACAUUAGACAGUGAUUUUGCCUGGAA
Triticum aestivum (bread wheat) is the source of this 2454-nucleotide messenger RNA. RefSeq names its product putative zinc transporter At3g08650. The transcript is spliced from 7 exons. Gene Ontology annotation, cellular component: membrane. NCBI's taxonomy places the organism in Eukaryota, Viridiplantae, Streptophyta, Magnoliopsida, Poales, Poaceae. Gene Ontology annotation, biological process: zinc ion transmembrane transport. Bases 448 to 2322 code for a protein of 624 amino acids. Gene Ontology annotation, molecular function: zinc ion transmembrane transporter activity. The record is from RefSeq and is a predicted model, not a curated record.